AUGCGAUUUGUUCUGUAUUAUCUGGUACUGUUGGGGUCCAGUUAUGUCAUUUCAACUUAUGGACCCCGUCAGAGAGCACAAAUGACUGGUGAUAUUUUGUUUGGAGGCCUUUUCCCCAUACACUUUGGUGUUGCAUCCAAAGACCAAGACCUUGCAGCCCGACCAGAAUCCACACAGUGUGUCAGGUUCAAUUUUCGCGGGUUCCGUUGGCUCCAGGCCAUGAUUUUUGCUAUUGACGAGAUUAACAACAGCAGCACUCUCCUGCCCAACAUCACACUAGGUUACAGGAUCUUUGACACAUGCAACACAGUGUCAAAAGCCUUGGAGGCCACCCUUAGUUUUGUGGCCCAAAAUAAGAUUGACUCCUUGAAUUUAGAUGAAUUUUGCAACUGCACUGAUCACAUCCCAUCAACCAUUGCAGUAGUAGGACCAGCUGGAUCUGCUGUCUCCACAGCUGUUGCAAACUUACUGGGUCUGUUUUAUAUUCCUCAGAUCAGCUAUGCCUCUUCCAGUCGCUUACUGAGUAACAAGAAUCAGUACAAGUCCUUCAUGAGAACCAUUCCUACAGAUGAGUACCAGGCCACAGCCAUGGCAGACAUAAUUGAGUACUUUGAAUGGAACUGGGUCAUUGCCGUGGCCUCUGAUGACGACUAUGGACGCCCAGGGAUUGAGAAGUUUGAGAAAGAAAUGGAAGAGCGAGACAUCUGCAUUCACCUAAAUGAGCUUAUUUCUCAGUACUUUGAGGAUCAUGAAAUUCAAGCUCUGGCUGACAGAAUUGAGAACUCCACAGCAAAAGUGAUUGUUGUGUUUGCCAGCGGCCCAGAUAUUGAGCCUCUAAUCAAAGAGAUGGUCAGGAGAAACAUUACAGAUCGCAUCUGGCUAGCCAGUGAAGCUUGGGCAAGCUCAUCCCUUAUUGCCAAACCAGACUAUCUCGAUGUUGUCGGCGGGACUAUUGGCUUUGCUCUAAAGGCAGGACAUAUACCUGGCUUUAAAGAGUUCUUGCAACAUGUCCAACCAAAGAAAGAUAGCCAUAAUGAAUUUGUCAGGGAGUUUUGGGAAGAAACCUUCAACUGUUAUCUUGAAGACAGCUCAAGACUCCAAGAAAGUGAGAAUGGCAGCACUAGUUUCAGGCCCUUGUGUACUGGUGAAGAAGACAUCACUAGUGUUGAGACCCCAUACUUGGACUACAAACACCUUCGAAUUUCCUAUAAUGUGUAUGUUGCAGUUUAUUCCAUCGCACAGGCCCUGCAGGACAUCUUCAUCUGCACACCUGGACAUGGACUUUUUGCUAACAAUUCCUGUGCAGAUAUAAAGAAAAUGGAGGCAUGGCAGGUCCUGAAGCAGCUGAGACAUUUGAACUACACCAACAGCAUGGGGGAAAAGAUGCGCUUCGAUGAGAACGCAGACUUGGCAGCAAACUACACCAUUAUAAACUGGCAUAGGUCUGCUGAAGAUGGCUCUGUGGUGUUUGAGGAGGUUGGAUACUACAAUAUGCACACUAAGAGGGGCGCCAAACUUUCCAUUGAUAAGACAAAGAUCCUGUGGAAUGGAUACAGUUCUGAGGUGCCAUUCUCCAAUUGCAGUGAAGACUGUGAACCGGGAACAAGAAAGGGGAUCAUAGACAGUAUGCCCACAUGCUGCUUUGAAUGCACUGAGUGCUCAGAUGGAGAGUACAGUAAUCAUAAAGAUGCCAGUGUUUGCACCAAGUGCCCAAAUAACUCCUGGUCCAAUGGGAACCAUACAUUCUGCUUCCUGAAGGAAAUCGAGUUUCUUUCCUGGACAGAACCAUUCGGGAUAGCUUUGGCCAUAUGUGCAGUGCUUGGUGUUGUCUUGACAGCUUUUGUAAUGGGAGUAUUUGUCAGAUUUCGCAACACCCCAAUAGUGAAGGCCACAAACCGGGAACUAUCCUACGUCCUCCUGUUCUCACUUAUCUGCUGCUUCUCCAGCUCUCUCAUCUUCAUCGGAGAGCCAAAGGACUGGAUGUGCCGUUUGCGCCAACCUGCCUUUGGAAUCAGUUUUGUUCUGUGUAUCUCCUGCAUCCUUGUGAAAACUAACAGAGUCCUUUUGGUUUUUGAAGCUAAGAUACCAACAAGUCUCCACCGCAAAUGGUGGGGAUUAAACCUGCAGUUUCUUUUGGUGUUUCUCUGCACAUUUGUCCAAGUAAUGAUAUGUGUGGUUUGGCUUUACAACGCCCCUCCUUCCAGCUAUAUGAACCAUGACAUUGAUGAGAUAAUUUUUAUCACCUGCAAUGAGGGCUCUGUGAUGGCUCUUGGCUUUCUUAUUGGCUACACCUGCCUCCUGGCAGCUAUAUGUUUCUUCUUUGCAUUUAAAUCAAGAAAACUUCCAGAAAACUUUACAGAAGCCAAGUUCAUCACUUUUAGUAUGCUCAUAUUCUUCAUUGUCUGGAUCUCGUUCAUCCCUGCUUACUUCAGUACUUAUGGCAAAUUUGUUUCAGCUGUGGAGGUCAUUGCUAUACUGGCAUCCAGCUUUGGGAUGCUGGCCUGUAUAUUCUUCAACAAGGUCUACAUCAUUCUCUUCAAACCCUCAAGGAACACUAUUGAAGAAGUCCGAUGCAGUACUGCAGCCCACGCUUUCAAAGUGGCUGCCAAAGCUACACUGAAACAUAGCACAGCAUCAAGAAAAAAGUCCAACAGCAUUGGUGGAUAUUCUGCCUCCUCUCCAUCCUCGUCGAUCAGCCUCAAGACGAAUGGCAAUGACUGUGACCCACCCUCAGGAAAGCACAAGCCAAGGGUGAGCUUUGGCAGUGGAACAGUUACUCUGUCCUUGAGCUUUGAGGAAUCAAGAAGGAAUUCUCUGAUGUGA
Scomber japonicus (chub mackerel) is the source of this 2823-nucleotide messenger RNA. It is a transcript of the gene casr, whose product is annotated as calcium-sensing receptor. The coding region runs from base 1 to 2823 and encodes 940 amino acids. Lineage: Eukaryota; Metazoa; Chordata; Actinopteri; Scombriformes; Scombridae. Gene Ontology annotation, biological process: G protein-coupled receptor signaling pathway; detection of calcium ion; regulation of calcium ion transport. The record is from RefSeq and is a predicted model, not a curated record. The transcript has 6 exons. Gene Ontology annotation, molecular function: G protein-coupled receptor activity; calcium ion binding. Gene Ontology annotation, cellular component: membrane.